AAGACUGAAGGGGAGGAGUCACUACACCUGUGCAAGUCUGAAGGGGAGGCGUUGCUACACCUGUGCAAGAUUGAAGGGGAGGAGCCGCUACACCUGUGCAAGACUGAAGGGGAGGAGCCGCUACACCUGUGCAAGACUGAAGGGGAGGAGCCGCUACACCUGUGCAAGACUGAAGGGGAGGAGCCGUUACACCUGUGCAAGACUGAAGGGGAGGAGUCGCUACACCUGUGCACAACUAAAGGGGAGGAGCCGCUACACCUGUGCCAGACUGAAGGGGAGGAGCCGCUACACCUGUGCCAGACUGAAGGGGAGGAGCCGCUACACCUGUGCCAGACUGAAGGGGAGGAGCCGCUACACCUGUGCCAGACUGAAGGGGAGGAGCCGCUACACCUGUGCCAGACUGAAGGGGAGGAGCCGCUACACCUGUGCCAAACUGAAGGGGAGGAGCCGCUACAAACCUGUGCCAGACUGAAGGGGAGGAGCCGGUACACCUGUGCAAGACUGAAGGGGAGGAGCCGCUACACCUGUGCGAGGAGCCUGGAUAUGAACGGGUUCAGCUGAAGAGAUGAGGAAUGAGCCGG
Molecule: messenger RNA, 581 nt
Organism: Staurois parvus
Lineage: Eukaryota; Metazoa; Chordata; Amphibia; Anura; Ranidae
Source: the annotation of a GenBank genome assembly